Purpureocillium takamizusanense is the source of this 2832-nucleotide messenger RNA. RefSeq names its product Type I Iterative PKS. The coding region runs from base 1 to 2832 and encodes 943 amino acids. NCBI's taxonomy places the organism in Eukaryota, Fungi, Ascomycota, Sordariomycetes, Hypocreales, Ophiocordycipitaceae. The record is from RefSeq and is a predicted model, not a curated record. Gene Ontology annotation, biological process: fatty acid biosynthetic process; secondary metabolite biosynthetic process. Gene Ontology annotation, molecular function: fatty acid synthase activity. The transcript is spliced from 4 exons.
AUGGAGUCUUCUGAACCAACUGUCUGCUUCAGUGCGCUGUGGCCUUCGAGCAAGGCCAAGGGCGAAAUAAAGAAAGUAGCGGCAGAGGUUCAUGAACCCUUUGAAGACAAGCUUGCAAGCUUCCCUCAGAGUUACGUUGGCGUCCGUAUGGACGUCUGUAGCUGGACCAUCACAGCACCCAAAGGGAUGGCCAAGUCGUUGAUGCGCCAACUCACUGCGGAGGGCGUCACAGCUAAGGAAAUAGAUGUUCAAGGCCGUUUUCACCACUCGGACAAUUACGCUACGUUCCGAAAGCUGGUAGGCAUCUGUACAUCCGUACAUAUGCUUCAGUUCCGAGAUAGCCAUCCGCUGGUGCCGCUGAGGCGGAAUGAUAGCGGAGACCUGGCGAUGAAGGAGAUGCCGCUCCACGAGAUGGCGCUGCAGUGCAUCUUAAUCGAGAAGGCCGAAUGGUAUACCACCAUGACGCGGUCGGCGGCAGCAAUGAUUCAGGGAGCCGAGGUUUCCAGCGUCAAGGGCAAAGCCACGGUACUCGUCAUGGGCUCAGUCGAUUGUAUUCCGCGGUCUAUCAUGGCAGCCUCUCCUCUCCAAGUCCUUCGCCCUUCCGGAGCCGGAAGGAUGUACCAUCGCUAUCCUACUGACUCCAUUGCUAUAAUUGGCAUGUCAUGUCGAUUUCCCAAUUCGGAGACUCCGCAGAAGUUUUGGGAUAUACUCCAAGCCAAAAAGAUAGCGAGCGUCCUGCCGGACACAGAUUCGUUCGACGCUCGGUUUUUCGGCAACACUCCCCGCGAAGUCGAGUACAUGGAUCCGCAGCACCGACUAGGCCUUCAUCUUGCCUACGAAGCCCUAGAAUCGGGUGGGCAUUUCAGUCCAUCGUCUUCGGCGACGAAGGAUAUAGGCUGCUAUGUCGGCAUGUCUUCUUGCGACUAUGACGACGAAUCCAACUGCCGAGCCGCCACUGCAUUCUCCUUCACAGGCACUGCGCGUGCCUUUGCGAGCGGCCGAAUCACCCACUUCUUUGGCCUAACAGGUCCCUCUGAGGCAAUUGACACAGCCUACGGCUAUCGACGGAGCGAGGGCGGAGGUUUCGUUCUGUUAAAGAGACUGUCGUCGGCAGUGGCGGACAACGACAGAAUUCUCGGUGUACUGGCCGCCUCGGCUGUCAAUAGCAGCAAAGGAAACCGGUCCAUUACGCUGCCAUCUUCGGAAUCCCAAUCCGAUCUCUACAAGCAUGUACUUCAGAGAGCGGGCAUGCACCCAUGUCAAGUGUCCUAUAUCGAGGCACAUGGAACUGGCACUCAGAAAGGCGAUCCUAUCGAGUGCCAAAGCAUUCGACAGGUCUUUGGACAGAACCCUCAGCUGCAAUUGCCGCGGCUACGACUCGGUUCAGUGAAGGGAAAUAUCGGUCACGGCGGGGGAGCGUCGGGCGUGGCUGCUGUGGUCAAAGUGUUGUUGAUGCUGCAGCAUCGGCUUAUACCGCCCCAGGCCAACUUCGCGGUGCUCAACCCGGCCAUUCCUUCAUUGGAGGAGGCAAAUAUGGAGAUCCCUCAACAUCUGAGCCCUUGGGAAGGUUCCUUUCGGGCGGCGUUGGUUAAUAAUUACGGCGCGUCGGGGACCAAUGUGGCCAUGAUUAUGUGCCAGCCGCCGCGGACUCCAUUCGAGCGGACCACCAGCGAGACAGCAAAGCCUCUUCUCUAUCCGAUUCUGAUCUCGGCCCAUUCUACCGCCAGUCUGCGACGGUAUUGUUCGGCCCUUUUGCGCCUCCUUGAGACUCACCAUGGUACCCUCGGAAACACAUUGCUUCCGAGCGUUGCUUUUCAGCUGGCCCAAUGCCAGAACCACUCCCUUGUGCAUCGCAUCACGUCUUCCGCCGGCUCAUCAGACGAACUGAGAGCUCUGCUCCGCACGACAAUCGAUCGUGACGACGCGGCACCAUGGAAACCACGUGAAAAUCCGAAGCCCGUGGUUUUCGUUUUCGCGGGGCAGACUGGCGGUCGGCCUCUUCUCAGCCAGGAAGUGUACCAGGAAUCGAUCUUGUUAAGGCGCCAUUUGGAUCGAUGUGACCGCGCCUUGCAGACCAUUGGCCUUCACAGCAUCUUCCCUUACAUAUUCGAGGCGGACUCUAUCUUUGAUCUCGUUACUCUUCACUGCAUGUUGUUCUCCUUGCAGUAUUCAGUUGCCUCGUCCUGGAUUGAUACUGGUCUGGAGGUGAAGGCCCUAGUUGGUCAUAGCUUCGGCCAGUUAACGGCCCUCUGCGUCGCCGGCGUGCUCGACGUGAGAGACGCCUUGAAGCUUAUCUCAGGCCGCGCACUCUUGAUUCAGAACAAAUGGAGUGCCGAACCGGGCCGCAUGCUCAGCGUCGAUGCGGAUGCGGCGACUGUGGAGGGCAUCAUAGGAUCCAUGUUGGACGGGGAAAAGGUCGAGAUUGCCUGCCUUAAUGCCCCGUCCAACCUCGUGGUAGCGGGCACCGAAGCAGCCAUCGCCAAAUUUGAGAAGGCAGCUCACUCCAGCGACAUCAAUGUCAGACAACUCCAGGUCACGCAUGCGUUCCAUUCGAAUUUGGUGGACUGCAUCAUGCAUGACUACCUUCAGAUUAUCCAGGAUCUGCCCCUGAAGAAUCCCAUCAUCCCCAUCGAGCCCUGCUCAAAGUCCGCCGACGCCUGGGCCAAUAUCACCCCUGAUUUAAUUGCGAGACAGUCCCGCGAUCCUGUCUAUUUUACCGAGGCCAUACUUAGAAUCGAGCAACGGCUGGGCCCAUUUCUCGGACGCCGGCCUCGUCGUCCCAUUCCUUCCACUCGGUACAGCUUCACGGUCCAGACCCAAUGGCAUCCCUAA